UCAGAGAUCCCGGAUCUGUCUCUUGCUUCAACAGUGUUUGGACGGAACAGACCGAGGGACGCCAGUUCUUCCAGCCACUCUCCUGCGUCUCAUCCAGUCACCGCCUUCAGCACCACCUCCAGGACCAGCCAAAACACCGGUUUGGUUUGGUUUGGUUUGGUUUUUUUCUACCUUAACACCUCAUUGCUGAAUGGUUAUGAGCUCCAAAUUCCUCAGAAUUAUUCCCCUGAGGUGGAGGCUGCAGUCAAUCGCCUGGUCAACCUGCACCUGUGGGCCUCCUACACGUACCUCGCUCUGGGCUACUAUUUCGACUGCAAGGAUGUGGCUCUGGACAGUGUGGGCUACUUCUUCCGAGAGUUGGCGGAGAAGCCAGAGGGCGUGGAGCAUUUGUUAAAGUUGCGAGACUGUUGCGUUCUCUACCGAGAACCUUCCCAGGAUGACUGGUCCAAAACUCAGGACGCCAUGGAAGCUGCCCUGGCCCUGGAGAAGAGCCUGAACCAGGCUCUUUUGGAGCUGAAUGGCCUGGCUUCUACACGUGCGGACCCUCAUGUCUGCGACUUCCUGGAGAACCACUUCCUGGAUGCGGAGGUGAAACUGAUCAAGAAGAUGGGCGACCACCUAACUAACAUCCACAGGCUGGCUGCCCAGGCUGGGCUGGGCCUGUAUCUCUUCAAAAGGCUCUCCCUCAAACAUGACUAGGAGCCUUUGGAGCCC
Molecule: messenger RNA, 714 nt
Organism: Pipistrellus kuhlii (Kuhl's pipistrelle)
Lineage: Eukaryota; Metazoa; Chordata; Mammalia; Chiroptera; Vespertilionidae
Product: ferritin light chain-like
Biological process (GO): iron ion transport; intracellular iron ion homeostasis
Cellular component (GO): cytoplasm
Molecular function (GO): ferric iron binding; ferrous iron binding
Source: RefSeq, a predicted model, not a curated record